This is a messenger RNA of Xenopus laevis (African clawed frog), 2592 nucleotides long. RefSeq names its product proline-rich extensin-like protein EPR1. The transcript has 3 exons. The record is from RefSeq and is a predicted model, not a curated record. NCBI's taxonomy places the organism in Eukaryota, Metazoa, Chordata, Amphibia, Anura, Pipidae. Bases 102 to 2471 code for a protein of 789 amino acids.
GGCAGCGCAUCACUAUAAAUCCCCAGUCGUGCCGGUCACUCGCAGUUCUUCCAGCUCCUCCAGUGCGAAUAUUGUGGACUUGCCUUGGCUGAUCAAUCAUAAUGUCCAGGCUCACAGGAGUCAUCCAUGAGAUCAUUGAAAUAUUCUUAAGCUAUUCUGGGGUGGAAUGUGGCCCCCACAAGCUGAACAAGAAUGAGAUGAACAAGCUGAUUCAGAAUGAGUUCUCUGAUGUCAUCAAGAACCCAAAGGAUCCAAAGACAGUUGAGGCUCUGAUAAAAAUCCUUGAUCAGAAUAAAGAUGAAGAAGUUGACUUUGACGAGUUCUCUGACCUGCUGUGUAAGGUUCUUAAAGCCGUCUACCGUGCUAUGGAGAAAGAAUGCCCUAAGAAAGUGCCAGUCCAGAAGACUCAUGAGGAAACCCUCAAAACACAAGUAACUCAUGAUGAGCACCACCAAUCAAAGCCUGGUGCAGGCAAACCAGAGUCCCCUAUUAAAUACUACCAGGAUCCAGUGGUGUACCCUGUUCUUGAUAAGGCUAAAGAGGGGGAGCAGAAAGACCAAGGAAAUACACCAACCACCAAGGUCCAGUCAACAGAAGAAAAGUUCAAAAUUGGCACCUUCUCAGCAGGGCAAGCGGCAACAACAACAGUAACUGGAGAAAAGCAAGAACCCCCUAAAGACAACCAGAAAGCUGACCAAAAGCCAACUCAAGUAACUGAACCAGUGAAACCAGUCACCCAGACUGUCCAGAUUACCCAGGACAAAAAAGAUCAGGUAUCACAACAAGACAAAACAGUUACACAAACCCAACAGGACAAGGAUAAGAAGGAUCAGGUGCCAAAUCCAGUCAAACCAGUGACCCCAACUGUUCAGAAAGAAAAGGAUCAAGAAACCCAACAAGACAAACCAGUUACACAAAUCCAACAGGACAAGGAUAAGAAGGAUCAAGUAACUAAUCCAGUGAAACCAGUGACCCCGACCCCUGUUACACAAAUCCAAGAGGACAAGGAUAAGAAGGAUCAAGUACCAAAUCCAGUGAAACCAGUGACCCCAACCCCAGUUACACAAAUCGAACAGGACAAGGAUAAGAAGGAUCAGGUACCAAAUCCAGUGAAACCAGUGACCCCGACCCCUGUUACACAAAUCCAGCAGGACAAGGAUAAGAAGGAUCAGGUACCAAAUCCAGUGAAACCAGUGACCCCGACCCCUGUUACACAAAUCCAACAGGACAAGGAUAAGAAGGAUCAGGUACCAAAUCCAGUGAAACCAGUGACCCCGACCCCUGUUACACAAAUCCAGCAGGACAAGGAUAAGAAGGAUCAGGUACCAAAUCCAGUGAAACCAGUGACCCCGACCCCUGUUACACAAAUCCAGCAGGACAAGGAUAAGAAGGAUCAGGUACCAAAUCCAGUGAAACCAGUGACCCCGACCCCUGUUACACAAAUCCAACAGGACAAGGAUAAGAAGGAUCAGGUACCAAAUCCAGUGAAACCAGUGACCCCGACCCCUGUUACACAAAUCCAAGAGGACAAGGAUAAGAAGGAUCAGGUACCAAAUCCAGUGAAACCAGUGACCCCGACCCCAGUUACACAAAUCCAACAGGACAAGGAUAAGAAGGAUCAGGUACCAAAUCCAGUGAAACCAGUGACCCCGACCCCUGUUACACAAAUCCAAGAGGACAAGGAUAAGAAGGAUCAGGUACCAAAUCCAGUGAAACCAGUGACCCCGACCCCAGUUACACAAAUCCAACAGGACAAGGAUAAGAAGGAUCAGGUACCAAAUCCAGUGAAACCAGUGACCCCGACCCCUGUUACACAAAUCCAACAGGACAAGGAUAAGAAGGAUCAGGUACCAAAUCCAGUGAAACCAGUGACCCCGACCCCUGUUACACAAAUCCAACAGGACAAAGAUAAGAAGGAUCAGGUACCAAAUCCAGUGAAACCAGUGACCCCGACCCCAGUUACACAAAUCCAACAGGACAAGGAUAAGAAGGAUCAGGUACCAAAUCCAGUGAAACCAGUGACCCCGACCCCUGUACCACAACCACACAAACCCACCACUCCACCUCAAACAGUGCCUACUGGUACUCAAACAGAAUGCUCCAUAAAUCAGCAGCAGCCACACCCUCCAAUGUAUCAGCAGCACCAAAUCCCCCAAAUGCCUCACAUUCCUCAGAUGCCCCAAAUGUAUCAACAGCCCCAAGCCCCUCCAAUGUAUCAGCAGCCCCAAGCCCCUCAGAUGUAUCAACAGCCCCAAGCCCCUCCAAUGUAUCAGCAGCCCCAAGCCCCUCAGAUGUAUCAACAGCCCCAAGCCCCUCAGAUGUAUCAACAGCCCCAAGCCCCUCAGAUGUAUCAACAGCCCCAAGCCCCUCAGAUGUAUCAACAGCCCCAAGCCCCUCAGAUGUAUCAGCAGCCUCAGCAGCCUGGGCACCAAUACCAGUCCCACUUUUCCACCCAGAAGAAGAACCACUGAGGUCAUACAAACUGGGAAGGAUCCAUGUGUUCUACUAGAAGUCAAUGUACUAAUACAGUAUGUGCUUUUACUGCAGAGCUUGUUUCUCUUUGUUGCACAAUAAAGCAACAAUUUCCCCGUG